CAUAGGCCAUAAGCCUCUCCUUCAUCUUUCAAAAGAGUAGUGUUUAGUUAACAACAUUAUUAAGAGUUAGUUAGCAAAGAUGUUUGGCAUCUUUGACAAGAGCAAAAAGAUCAAGGGCACUUUGGUGUUGAUGCCCAAAAAUGUGUUAGACUUGAACGCCAUUGUGUCCGCCCGUCGAGGUGGUGUUCUCGGGCUUCCUAGGAGCGCACUCGGCCUCGUUAUUGACGUUGCCGGCCAAGUGGUUGAUGGCGCCACCGCCAUCCUCAGCCGUAACAUCCAUGUCCAAUUGAUCAGUGCUACCAAAACUAAUGCAAGUGGAGUUGGGUUACUUGGAGAGGAAACCUUUCUGCAGAAACAUAUUCCCUCAUUACCAACCUUGGGAGCGAGGCAGGAGGCAUACAGCGUCGAAUUUGAUUACGAUGCCAAUUUCGGAAUUCCUGGAGCAUUUUACAUCAAAAACUAUAUGCAAUGCGAGUUCUUCCUUGUCAGCUUGACCCUCGAAGACAUUCCCAAUCACGGAACCAUUCGCUUUGAUUGCAACUCAUGGGUUUACAACUUUAAAUUAUACAAUAACAGGCAUCGCAUUUUCUUUACCAAUGAUACAUAUCUCCCAGGUCAAACACCAGCAGGACUUGUUAAAUACAGAAAAGAAGAAUUGGAGAAUUUGAGAGGAGAUGGAUCAGGGGAGCGCAAAGAGCAUGAAAGGAUUUAUGACUAUGAUGUUUACAAUGAUUUGGGAAAUCCAGAUGGUGGUGCACCUCGCCCAACCCUUGGAGGGUCUGCCGAACUUCCCUAUCCUCGCAGGGUCAGAACCGGUAGAAAAUCUACCAGGACAAAUCGUGCAGCUGAGAAGCCAGCUGUGGACAUCUAUGUCCCAAGAGAUGAAAAUUUUGGUCACUUGAAGUCAUCAGAUUUUCUUACAUAUGGAAUAAAAUCUUUAUCUCAGAGCGUGUUGCCUUUGUUCAAAUCUGUGAUUUUCGAUUUGAACUUCACGCCGAAUGAGUUUGAUAGCUUCGAUGAAGUGCGUGGACUCUAUGAAGGUGGAAUUAAACUUCCUACAAAUAUAAUCAGCCAAAUCAGCCCUUUGCCUGUUCUUAAGGAAAUCUUUCGCACUGAUGGUGAAAAUGUCCUUCAAUUUCCACCACCUCAUGUAAUCCGAGUUAGCAAGUCUGCAUGGAUGACUGAUGUUGAAUUUGGAAGAGAGAUGAUUGCUGGUGUUAAUCCUAAUGUGAUUCGUUUGCUACAAGAGUUCCCACCAAAAAGCACGCUAGAUGUCAAUGGUUUUGGUGAUCAAAAUAGUACACUAACAAAAGAACACUUGGAGAUUAACCUUGGUGGGCUCACAGUAGAUGAGGCGCUUGGCGCUAAGAGAUUGUUCAUACUAGAUUACCAUGAUGCUUUCAUGCCUUAUUUGGAGAAGAUAAACAAACUUCCAUCCUCAAAGGCUUAUGCCACCAGAACAAUCCUGUUCUUGAAAGAUGAUGGGGCUUUAACCCCACUUGCCAUUGAGUUGAGUCUACCACAUCCAAAUGGAGUUAAAUAUGGUGCUGAAAGCAAAGUCGUCUUACCCGCUAAAGAAGGUGCUGAAGGAACAAUUUGGCUACUGGCCAAGGCUCAUGUUAUUGUGAAUGACUCAGGCUAUCAUCAACUCAUUACCCACUGGUUAAAUACUCAUGCAACGAUUGAGCCGUUCGCCAUAGCAACAAACAGACAUCUCAGUGCCCUUCACCCUAUUAACAAGCUCUUAUAUCCUCACUACCGUGACACAAUAAAUAUCAACGCACUUGCUAGAGCAUCCCUGAUUAAUGCAGAAGGCAUUAUCGAGCAAUCAUUUUUGCCUGGAGAGUACUCUUUGGAGAUUUCUUCUGUAGUUUACAAGAAUUGGGUUUUCCCUGACCAAGCAUUACCAGCUGAUUUAAUUAAGAGAGGAAUGGCAGUUGAGGAUCCCUCUGCCCCCCAUGGUGUUCGCCUUGUGUUAGAGGACUACCCUUAUGCUGUUGACGGACUUGAGAUAUGGGAUGCUAUUAAGAAGUGGGUUCAAGACUACGUCUCCUUAUAUUACCCAAGUGAUGAUGCAGUCCAGAAAGACACUGAACUACAAGCUUGGUGGAAGGAAGUUGUGCAAAGGGCUCAUGCUGACUUGAGCGACAAGCCAUGGUGGCCAAAGAUGCAAACUCUUGAAGAAUUGAUUCAAUCUUGCUCUAUCAUCAUAUGGAUCGCUUCGGCUCUUCAUGCAGCUGUUAAUUUCGGACAAUAUCCUUAUGGAGGUUAUAUCCUGAACCGGCCUACACUGAGCAGAAGAUGGAUCCCGGAAAAUGGAACUCCGGAAUAUGAUGAGAUGGUGAAAAAUCCUCAGAAGGCUUACUUGAGAACCAUCACACCGAAGUACCAGACUCUUGUUGAUCUUUCUGUGAUAGAGAUAUUGUCUAGGCAUGCUUCUGAUGAGAUCUAUCUUGGGGAGAGGGAGAAUCCAAAUUGGACAUCUGAUACAAGGGCAAUACAAGCCUUCAAACAGUUUGGAACCAAGCUGCAAGAAAUUGAAGGGAAUAUCAAUGCGAGGAACAAGGAUUCUUGUUUGCUAAACCGAACUGGGCCUAUUGAGCUACCCUACAGUUUGCUCCUUCGUUCUAGUGAGGAAGGGUUGACAUGUAGAGGAAUUCCCAACAGUAUCUCUAUUUGAAAGUCUAUUUGGUUUCAUUAUCUAUUGUACUAAUUCCAAUAACUGAGAGACAGCGCCUCUCUGUGUAUUAGUUAUUGUGUGUGUGUUUGUACUAAUGUAUUUCAGAACUUUCGAUUGCAUGUAAUAAAAUGCAUUUUCACUA
Molecule: messenger RNA, 2822 nt
Organism: Lotus japonicus
Lineage: Eukaryota; Viridiplantae; Streptophyta; Magnoliopsida; Fabales; Fabaceae
Product: seed linoleate 9S-lipoxygenase-like
Exons: 9
Coding region: 80-2680 (866 amino acids)
Biological process (GO): lipid oxidation
Molecular function (GO): protein binding; metal ion binding; oxidoreductase activity, acting on single donors with incorporation of molecular oxygen, incorporation of two atoms of oxygen
Source: RefSeq, a predicted model, not a curated record